GGAUUUGGGAAACAAGUGGAUGUGUCAUAUAUUGCCAAAUACUACAACAUGAGUAAAAGCAAAGUUGACAACCAGUUCUACAGUGUGGAAGUGGGUGACUCGACCUUCACAGUUCUCAAGCGCUACCAGAACUUAAAACCAAUCGGCUCUGGAGCUCAGGGAAUAGUAUGUGCUGCAUAUGACGCUGUUCUUGACAGAAACGUGGCUAUCAAGAAGCUCAGCAGGCCAUUUCAAAAUCAGACACAUGCUAAGCGGGCAUAUAGGGAGCUAGUUCUCAUGAAGUGUGUGAAUCACAAAAAUAUUAUCAGUUUAUUAAACGUCUUUACACCACAAAAAUCUCUGGAGGAGUUCCAGGAUGUUUAUUUAGUAAUGGAGUUGAUGGAUGCCAAUUUGUGCCAGGUGAUUCAAAUGGAGUUAGAUCACGAGCGAAUGUCUUACUUGCUCUAUCAAAUGCUGUGUGGCAUCAAGCACCUUCACUCUGCAGGAAUCAUUCACAGGGAUUUAAAACCAAGUAAUAUUGUGGUAAAAUCAGACUGUACGUUGAAGAUCCUGGAUUUUGGACUGGCCAGGACUGCAGGCACUAGCUUCAUGAUGACACCCUAUGUGGUCACACGUUAUUACAGAGCACCAGAAGUCAUCUUGGGAAUGGGCUACAAGGAGAAUGUGGAUAUAUGGUCAGUAGGAUGCAUUAUGGGAGAAAUGGUGCGCCAUAAAAUCCUCUUUCCAGGAAGGGACUAUAUUGACCAGUGGAAUAAGGUAAUUGAACAGCUGGGAACCCCUUGCCCAGAAUUCAUGAAGAAACUCCAGCCCACAGUGCGGAACUAUGUGGAAAACCGACCUAAAUAUGCUGGCCUGACUUUCCCUAAACUUUUCCCAGACUCUCUUUUUCCAGCUGAUUCAGAACACAACAAACUCAAAGCUAGCCAAGCUAGGGACCUUUUAUCAAAGAUGCUAGUGAUUGAUCCAGCCAAACGGAUAUCAGUGGAUGAAGCUUUACAGCAUCCGUACAUCAAUGUCUGGUAUGACCCAGCAGAGGUGGAGGCGCCACCUCCACAGAUCUAUGACAAGCAGUUGGAUGAAAGAGAACACACGAUUGAAGAGUGGAAAGAAUUAAUCUACAAGGAAGUAAUGAAUUCUGAAGAAAAGACUAAAAAUGGUGUAGUAAAAGGACAGCCUUCUCCCUCAGGUGCAGCAGUGAACAGCAGCGAAAGCCUCCCUCCCUCCUCAUCUGUCAAUGACAUUUCCUCCAUGUCCACAGACCAGACCCUGGCAUCGGACACUGACAGCAGUUUGGAAGCUUCUGCGGGACCCCUUGGUUGUUGCAGGUGACUAGCCGCCUGCCUGCGAAACCCAACGUUCUUCAGAAGAUGAUGCAGUUUAUAGGGAGACAAAUCUAUGAUGAUUAGGAAAGAAUUUGAUGAUGGCAAGGAAGAGAAAGAGAGAGAGAGAAAAAAAAAAAUCAAAAUACGCAAAUACACAUUACGAUUAAGCAAACAAAAAGUCCUUUUCAGCCUGCUUCUCCUAAAAAAGAGUAAUGUAAAUGCAGCUAAGCUCAAGUGUAUAUUUAACUUAUAGUUGCUCUGCUUUGGUCUUCUUCCAACGAUGCUUGCUGCAUAAAAAGAGAGAGAAAAAAUAA
Molecule: messenger RNA, 1636 nt
Organism: Candoia aspera
Lineage: Eukaryota; Metazoa; Chordata; Lepidosauria; Squamata; Candoiidae
Gene: MAPK10
Product: mitogen-activated protein kinase 10
Exons: 11
Coding region: 49-1329 (426 amino acids)
Biological process (GO): JNK cascade; protein phosphorylation
Cellular component (GO): cytoplasm; nucleus
Molecular function (GO): JUN kinase activity; ATP binding
Source: RefSeq, a predicted model, not a curated record